CCGUGAGUGCGCGCUGGCAUGAGGGCGGGAGGGAGAGAGGAGCCCGCAGCGUAUCCCUGCGCUCGCUCGCCCCUUUCCCCGUUGCUCGGCUACACGCCGAGCAAGCGAGUUGCAAUGCCGUAACACGGCGAACGCGCCGGCACUUUACUUACCUCACAGGUAAGCCCGCGCGCAACUCGCGUACAGGCCCCGGCGACUCUUACUCUGCCGACGGAGAGGAGCCCGGCGUCUCGCGAAUGCCGGUCCAUAACGCAACCAGUUACACGUUACGCGAGGUCGUUUGAGUGCGCGAGUGACGAGGCGGUGCUAAUACACGUGACCGAUACACUCGACGAAUUUUAAGUGCCAGUGCAACGACGCCCGAGGCGCCUCAAACCGAGGGGAUGAUGUACCCGCAUUCCUGGAGGAGCGGCCGAGCUCAGCGAUGGACCUGGCGAUAGUGCGCCAGACGGGAGAAGCAGCGACGAGUGUCGAGGACGUUAACAGCUGCAACGACAUCACGAGGAUAAAGGUCCGGCGGGGAGUGUGAGCGCCACGGGGUCAUAGUAACGGCGCCGUGUGAUUGAGCACAUGUCCGGGCGCCGGAUAAUGGGUUGAAAAGUUGCCGGGCGCGCGAUUAGACGCCGGCCAGCGCUCACUCACGCACACGGACUCGCUCUCACGACAUAUUAUCGGUAAGGCGCGCGCGCGCGCGCGGGAGGACAGUGCAGUGCGAUAAGGCGGCCCUGGCCCCGAAUGUGUCGCGGAGACGAUGGACGUGUUCAAGAUCGACCAGUCGCUAACCGCGGGCCUGGGUAGUGCCCCGGCGCCCGACACACUCACCCCCGAGGUCUCCUUCGACGCCGGCAGCGAGUUCAAUCUGAGCUUCUUCGACGGUCCCGAGGAGAACAGCACCCAGGGAUUCAGCGACCCGGGCUCCGUGGGAAGUGCGAGCGCGUCCCCGCCCCCGGGGACGCCUGGAACGCUGCCCGUCAAUCCGGCCAGUACGACUAGCCUGCCGAUCGUCCAGGUGCCCACUGGCAUCGUCGUUAAGCAAGAACAACACUACGCGGCCGCGGACUCGAACAGUUCCACGCCCGCCAAGAGUUUCGUGCCGUGCAAAGUCUGCGGCGACAAGGCGAGCGGAUAUCAUUACGGCGUCACCAGCUGCGAGGGUUGUAAAGGCUUUUUCAGGCGGAGCAUACAAAAGCAGAUCGAGUAUAGGUGCUUGAGAGACGGCAAGUGCCUGGUGAUAAGAUUGAACCGGAAUCGCUGUCAGUACUGCAGAUUCAAAAAGUGCCUGGCUGUCGGCAUGUCUCGAGAUUCGGUCCGGUACGGACGUGUGCCGAAACGCUCACGCGAGCGAGGACCCGACGACGCCACGCCCACGACCACCACGACAACGAGUGGCGGCCCGACGACGCCCACCGGGCCAAACGGCAUAGUGCCCCAGAUCUCCGCCGCUCCCGUACCCAACAACAACAACAACAACAACAACAACAACAAUAAUAAUAAUAACAAUAAUAACAAUAACAAUAUCAACAGUAGCGGCAACGGCAAUACAAAUAACAACAACAGCCAGAACGCGAUAGGACGAAUACAGCAGGCGACGGUCGUCGAGGCUGACCAGUCCGAUGCCGAUGUCAAGCAGCUCGCGGUCUACGACGUCAUACUCCAGGUGUCACAGGCUCAUCACGCCCACUGUGGAUUCACCGACGAGUCCACAAGGGGCAUCGUCAGGAAGCCCAUGAUCAUACCCCCCGCGAGUCCGGAGGACCCGGAGGCGGCCUCGUCGACCGCUGAGACAGUCGAGUCGCACAGGAUCUGGCUAUGGCAGCAGUUCGCCGCCCGUGUCACCCCCUCGGUUCAGAGGGUCGUCGAAUUCGCGAAGCGCGUCCCGGGCUUCUGCGAGCUCUCCCAGGACGACCAGCUCAUCCUCAUAAAGGUCGGCUUCUUCGAGGUCUGGCUCAGCCACAUAUCCAAAAUGACAUCCGACACGUCCAUGACCUUCGAGGAUGGCACCUACAUCACCAGGCAACAGCUCGAACUCAUGUACGAGCCGGACUUCGUCUCGGCGGUGAUGCAGUUCACCUCCGCCCUCAACAGCCACCAGCUUACGGAUGCGGAGCUCGGUCUCUUCUCGGGCGCGGUCCUGCUGAGCGAGCGCCCGGGCCUCAACGACGUAAAGGCCAUCCAGAGGCUCCAGGACCGACUGCUCGAAGCGCUGCGUGUCCAGGCGGUCCGGGGCCCGGAGGUCAAUGGACUGGCCGUGGCCGGGAUCGGGGCUCUCUCCCAGAGGAUACCCGAGCUCAAGGCCCUCGGGGUCAGGCACGCCAAUCUCCUCGACUGGUUCAGGCGGAACUGGGCCAAGCUCAAGCUGCCGCCGCUCUUCGCCGAGAUCUUCGACAUUCCCAAGUGCGAGGAGGAUCUGCAGUGAAGAGAGGAAAUAGAAAUCAUUAUCAGGAUCACGAUUUCCAGUGCAUUUGAUAAUCAUUUGCGAUUAUUGCAAAACAAAGAAUCAAAUAAAAACGUGAGCAAGACGAACCGAAGCGACUUUGUUUUUGGCCUCUCAUUUGAAAGUGAGAAUACGUCUAUCGCAGUCAACAUACGACCAACAACGGCAAACACAACAUGAAAGAAGACGAAGAAAGUUUCAUUGCUUCCCUAGUCGAAUAAU
Molecule: messenger RNA, 2656 nt
Organism: Ceratosolen solmsi marchali
Lineage: Eukaryota; Metazoa; Arthropoda; Insecta; Hymenoptera; Agaonidae
Gene: Eip78C
Product: Ecdysone-induced protein 78C
Exons: 9
Coding region: 752-2416 (554 amino acids)
Biological process (GO): regulation of DNA-templated transcription
Molecular function (GO): nuclear receptor activity; zinc ion binding; sequence-specific DNA binding
Source: RefSeq, a predicted model, not a curated record